This is a messenger RNA of Ostertagia ostertagi, 540 nucleotides long. The record is from the annotation of a GenBank genome assembly. NCBI's taxonomy places the organism in Eukaryota, Metazoa, Nematoda, Chromadorea, Rhabditida, Trichostrongylidae.
UUUUGUCCUUUCUAAAUACGAUACAUUAUUGAAUAAAUCUGACCUCAAAUCGAUACAAUCUCAAUUGGUUCAGCAACUUUUGUCACGAUUGACAUCUGUUAAUGGACCUCCAAUACGAUAUUUUACUUGCCCGUGCUUCAGUGGGAAAGCAGCUAUUUUCAAGUACACUAAGGAGUUGAAAGGCACUAUAGUUUGGAAACCGAGAUUAUUGGCAAUAGAGUCGUUACCGAUACACAUAAGAAACGUAACGAUUCGCGGCGAAUUUGUCAUUCAUGCUCCUGGAGCUGCUAAUUUCCAUAAGGAUGUUUACAAAGCUGCUAAGGCACACCUGGCCGACCGAGUUAUGGCAGUGCGAGCAGCUGCAUUGCAGUGUGUAACAGCGCUCGUUCCGGUCUAUCCUCCACUUUAUUCGACAGAACUUGAAGCAGUGAUCACUUUGUGCACAAAAGCGCUAGACGGGUCCAACUACGAAACACGACUUGCCGUAGCGCGCCUGCUGGCUGUUCUGCUUAGCCACGGCUCUUCAGCCUCCACCGCCAA